UGUCUCAAGCUUCACAGAGCAAUUUGUCUCCCUCUCAGUUUGUCCAGUUUUCCGUCCUUCUCACCAUGUCUGGACACCUCUUUAUCUGACUUGGCAGCAAAGUCUCACAGGUCCUCCAGGUGGACAGUCCGUCACAGUGCUGCUGUCAUUUUGAUGCCCAGGGUUUUGUGGGUCAGUGUGAUUCUACGUGUGCAGACCUCUUAUUGCUGUUGUCUGCAGGCUAUGGAACCUCUGGCAGAGGUCCAGACUGACACAUUCAUUUACAUGAACUUCAUGAAGAGUCACUCCUGCUACGAUGCCAUCCCAACCAGCUCCAAACUGGUCGUCUUUGACACAACGCUGCAGGUGAAGAAGGCUUUCUUCGCUCUGGUGGCUAACGGCGUGAGGGCAGCGCCGCUGUGGGACAGCAAGCUUCAGUGUUUUGUAGGUAUGCUGACCAUCACUGACUUCAUUAACAUACUGCAUCGAUACUAUAAGUCUCCUCUGGUUCAGAUAUAUGAGCUUGAGGAUCACAAGAUAGAGAUGUGGAGAGAAAUCUAUCUCCAGUACUCAUUUAACAGACUAAUCAGCAUUACACCAGAGUCCAGUUUGUUUGAUGCCAUAUACUCCCUGUUAAAGAAUAAGAUCCACCGCCUGCCAGUUAUCGACCCGGCAUCAGGAAACGUCCUCCACAUCCUCACUCACAAACGCAUACUCAAGUUUCUCCACAUUUUUGGGUCUAUGAUUCCCAGACCCAGGUUUCUUCAAAGGCAAAUCCGUGAAGUGCCGAUUGGUACCUUUAAACAUAUUGCAACAAUCCAGGAAUCGGCUUCCGUCUAUGAUGCUCUGUGCCUGUUUGUGGAGAGAAGAGUGUCAGCCCUGCCUGUGGUCGAUGAACGAGGUAAAGUGGUGGCGCUGUACUCCAGAUUUGAUGUUAUUAACCUUGCAGCCCAGAAAAACUAUAACCACUUAAAUAUGACAAUGCGGGAAGUCGUUGCAUCCAGAUUCUGCUGUGUUGAGGGGGUCCUUAAGUGCUACCCUCACGAAACACUGGAGACCAUCAUCGAUCGCAUUGCACAGGCUGAGGUACAUCGGUUGGUGUUGGUUGACAGUGAUGAUGUGGUCAGAGGGAUUGUGUCUUUAUCUGACCUUCUCCAAGCCCUCGUUCUCUCUCCUGCAGGCAUUGAUGCACUGUACUCCUAAU
Molecule: messenger RNA, 1183 nt
Organism: Neolamprologus brichardi
Lineage: Eukaryota; Metazoa; Chordata; Actinopteri; Cichliformes; Cichlidae
Source: RefSeq, a predicted model, not a curated record